Molecule: messenger RNA, 1832 nt
Organism: Andrographis paniculata
Lineage: Eukaryota; Viridiplantae; Streptophyta; Magnoliopsida; Lamiales; Acanthaceae
Exons: 2
Coding region: 1028-1432 (134 amino acids)
Source: RefSeq, a predicted model, not a curated record
AAAUCCCAAAAUAAAUUUAAAAUUUCCAAAAUCCAAACCCAACCGGUCUCUCCCACUCUUCCUUCCGCGACACCACUUAUCUCUUUUUCUCUUCUUCUCCUUCUUCGCCGAACACCGCCUGACGGGCCUCUCCGGCCUACCUUUUUCUUCUCUCUUCCUGUCUUCCUCCAUUCUUCUUAUUCUUUUCCAUUUGAUGAUUGCCCUCCCCUGCCUUCCACGACGAUCACCAGAUCAUCAUGCGGCACCACCGCCGAACUGGGUCAACCAAACCAAACCGCGACCGCGAUUCUCCGCCGCACCAACCUCCGCCGAUCCAGCCCAGAUCGCUCUGCCGCAAUUCCAACCACCGCCGAACCGGUUCACCCAAGCAGAACCUGUUUUCCACCGCAUCGCCCUUAUGCCGAACCGGUUCGACCUAACCAAACCGCGACAAACUUCCGACGCCGUGAUUCUCCACCUCGACCCUGCUGUGCCACCGCCGAACCGGUUCUCCACCGUGUCGCCCUCUUGCCAAACCGGUUCAACCAAACCGAACCGCGACAAGGUUCCAACGCCGCGAUUCUUCGCCUUGCCCCUGCUGUGCCACCGCCAAACCGGUUCACCCAAGCCGAACUGCGACCGCCCGUGCUAAUAUCUCUUCACCCCUCUGGCUCGGUAGUAUCUCUUCAUUCCACAUUCCUACUACUGUCAAUUUUGAGAUUCUAUAUUGAGAAUUGGGUGAUUACUUAAACUGCUCAUUACAAUUCCCAUUGUCGAAUUUCAGUCCUUAAUAUCUAGGAAUUUGGUUUGAUCUUGGCGUCAAAUUUUCCUUACAUGGUGGUAAUAUUGAGGUAUUAGACUUAGUUUGCAAAAUCUUUGUUCUGAUUUUUUUCUUUUUGGAUAGAUUAUUAGACCCAUGUUCUUGAUGCUCUGAAACUGAUAUUUUCUAAGUGAUACAUCUGGAUAGUUGUCGAAUUUGGGUGUUUAGAUAUUGCUUUGGUCUGGUUGUAGUCUAUUGUGUGGCCGGCUAUUUCAUUUUGUAGAUUUCAUGGGUAAAGUUCGAGUUCUAACCACAAGCUCCAGUAAGGCUACUCAAUCAGAAGGAAUUAUCAAGAAGAAAUGCAGACAACCAUCAGUCCACCUCUUGUUGUGCCACGUAUUCCCGUGGGUGGCACCUCUUUCGCUGAUCAUCGUGCGUGUCGCACUGCUACUCAACUCGCCUCCACUUCAGUUGUUGGAGGUAAUUUGGAUUUUCCUGACCCCCAACACCGCCAGUGUUAUGAUCAAUGCUUGGAAGCAGGUCGAAAAAUCAUUACUGAGCCUGCUCGAUGGUGCCUCUGGAUAUUCCCUAUUUCAAGGUAAUGAAAUUGGUUACAAACUCCAACGGGACAUGGUUUUUUGUUGGUACACCAAUCCGCAGAUCUCAAGCUUCUCCAGACCUCCCUGCCUCUGAUUCCAAUCCACCUACAUCCUCCCCUCAAGGCUCCCAGAUGCGAUUUGAUCACUUGCGACCUGCACCCGAAUACCAACAAAUUGAAAUUUCAGCCCUUCGAGCUAAGAAUGCCGCGUUUAACACUGAAGUGACUACAACCCUCUCCGAGCUAAAGCUAAUGAUCUAGUCACUCAUUCCCCGCACAGAUUAACGUCGGCCCCUCAAACUAGAGAAGCAUCAUAUUUCAUUUCUCUUUCUUCUAUUUUAAUUUUUUCUUUCUUUCAUUGAAGACAAUGCAUAAUUCAUUGAUUGGUGAUAUGUUGAGAUGAGUCGACGUUUGAACCCUAUGAGAUUUGAGCCUAUGUUCCAAAAGUUAGAUUUGAAAAUAAACUUAAUAUUCAAGCUUUUGGAAUUUCUUUCA